Messenger RNA from Seminavis robusta, 999 nucleotides. NCBI's taxonomy places the organism in Eukaryota, Bacillariophyta, Bacillariophyceae, Naviculales, Naviculaceae. The record is from the annotation of a GenBank genome assembly.
AUGCCGAAAACAGCCAACCGGGGCAGUUACAAGAUUGCCGUUGAUAAGGUCAACAAGGUGGUGUGCAUCCAAUGGCGAGAUUCGCGAGUGGUAAACACGGUGACUACUCUUGGGGAUACAUCAAUCACCAAAGUCGAACGUCAACUUGGACCAACGGUUACAGAAGUGGACUGUCCCAUGGCAGUAACAAAAUACCAACAAACUAUGUUUGGAGUGGAUAAGGGCGGCCAAAUCCGUGUGCAUAGUGGAGGCUUCGCCAAUAAAGCUCACUUCAAGAAGUGGUACAAGAAAAUCUACCUGGGAAUCCUUGACUGCUAUCUAUUGAAUGCUUACAUUGCUUGGAACAUGGCAGCGGCUAUUCCUCGCUCAACCAAACACAAUCUACACCGGCACGAGUUUUUUGCAGUUGUGGCGGAACAAAUGAUGAUUUACUUCCGGAAUGAAGACGACGAUGACGUUGGCAUUGGUACCAACACUGUGUUGGAUGGACGUUUCAGAGCAGCGCAAGAACAACAGAAUACUAGUCACUAUCCAGUCGCAAAGGAGGCUGGUCGCCGGAAUGUUCGCUGUGCAGUCUGCAAGUUGGAACGUAACAUGAACAAAGCAAUUAGAGAGAAGGGAAUGGCACAAAAUGUUGUUAUGUGUUCCGAUUGUCCCAUUCCGGCACACAACCAUGUCGUUCGAGAUGAUGCUCAUCGGAUUAUCAACAAGCGAAGCGAAUUCAAGAACAUGACAUGCUUUCAGAUUGUCCACAGUGAGGCUGGUCAACGAUUGUGGAAGAUCUGUAAAGGAGGCAGCGAUCGUGUCCAAUAUAAGCCCCAACAAAUCGAUCCAAUCUAUCAAGACUUAUUGCAACACCACACGGGCGAAAGAACUCGAAAGCGAAGGAAACACAACAAUGAUGGCAAUAAUGACGAGGACGAGGACGAAGAAGAAGACACCCAAGAGGAAGAAGAUGACUGCGUGAGAGCAAGUGCAAAUAACUCUACAGGAGUGUAA